AUGAGCGUUGAAGCAGAAGAGGUUAAAGUGAAAGUGAGACGACCCGACCGGAGUUGCGAUCUAUGUAGGAGGAGAAAGAUUCGGUGUGAUGGGUCGAAGAAGCCAAACAACACAUGUUCUAAUUGUAGCUUCUUCGGGGUGGAUUGCACCUAUCUUGAGCCCGCCAAGAAACGAGGUCCCAAGAGUAGAGUGGUGGAAGACCUCAAAAGGGAGAAUUUGUUACUGCAAGCUAAGCUACGCGCCUUGUCGGUUUGCUCCCUAUGCGCACAGCCACUUCAGAAAGAUCCAAAUGGCCUAUUGGAAUCCUCCUCAGCAUCUAUGUUCCAGCAGUCAAAUUCCGACUCUCCUCCCUCAGAUGAAUACGAAGACGAACAAAACGCAGAGGACUCGACUGGCCACGAGUUAUCCACUCAAUUCGACAAGAUUACAAUCGGCUCUAAAUACUUCGGGGCCGUCAGUAACUUUGCGCUCGCCAGUUCUGCUAUCGUCGUGAGCACGAAUCCCAAGUCAAAAACACCAAUAACGCGCGUUCAGGCAAAAGAGAGGUUUACUGGCCAACUAUCGGUGACUCGACGGCGUACUGAGAUAUGGGACGUGCUUCCGUGGGAACGGGAUGCAUAUGAACAGCAAACUAACUACGUCUAUCCCGAUUCCGACUUGAUAUCAUCCCUUUUAUUUCUCUACUUCGAAAAUGUUCACCCAACCAUCCCUGUCCUUCACCAGCCUUCGUUCGAGCGUUCCGUUAAGGAGAACUUAUAUCUUCGAGACCCGCAGUUCGGAGGAACGCUCCUGGUCGUUCUCGCUAUUGGAUCCCGUUAUUCAGAUGACCCUCGUGUAUUCGUCGACGGCAAAUCGACGUUGUCGUCCGGUUGGCGCUUUAUCAAGCAGCUACCAGUUGUCCGGAAGUGGUUUGAACCUACAGUGGACGAGAUACAAUUCUACUUCCUUAUGACUUUCUAUUACAUUGGGACUUCGAGACCCCAAGGAUGUUGGACGUAUCUUGGCCUUGGCACACGGUUCCUCCAACAGCGCGGGGAGCACCGUUAUCGAAGAGGGCAUCCUCCGACAUAUGAAUCCGAGCUCUGGAAUCGAGUAUUUUGGAACUUCUUUUGCUUGGAUAAGUCCGUAUGCGCAUUUAUAGGCCGUCCGACGGGACUGCAUCCUGAAGAUGUCGAAGCCGAUCCCCCCCUCGAAGUAGACGACAAGUAUUGGGAUGCAAACUUUGUUCAACCAUCUGGUCAACCUGCUUAUAAUGCAUAUAUGACAUACUAUGUGCAACUUAGUGAUAUUCUGGGAAACGCAACGCGCCGUCUGUAUAGCUCCAAGAAAUCGAAGGCAAUGCAAGGGUCAGACGGCCGAGACUGGGAGCAAAAAGUUGUUGCGGACUUGGACUCAACAAUGAAUCGAUGCUUCGACUCGUUUCCUGAUCAUCUUCGCUGGAACCCAGAUAGCAUCGACUGCGUCGCAUUUUAUGACCAGGCGUUUGUUUUGUAUGCCAAUUAUCAUUAUAACCGCAUAGUGAUUCAUAGGCCCUAUAUUCACGGAUCAAAUGCUCUGGCUGCUCCUUCUUUGCUGAUAUGUGCCAGCGCAGCUCGCGCAAUCAUUCACGCUUCAGAAUCAUGGAUUAAGGCUCGCCGAUGUCUCCUGCCGCAGAUGACCAUUUCACCUAUUUUCGUUGCAAUCGUCUUGAUUAUAAUGUCGACUUUCUCAAGUCGGGCAAUUAGCGCUGUGGUGGAGAAGGACAAGGCACUCGUGAGGUCGGGCUUGGAUCUUUUCAAAACAUGCGCAACGCGUCGACGUUCCGAGGGCCGAUUAUGGGAAAUGCUACACCAGCUUCAAUCUGACGAGAGUCCUUUCUCACGCAAGGAUGAUGUUCGAGACGGACAAACCCACGAUCCCUUAAACGACGGUUGUUUUGGUCCGAUUACAGCACUCCAGUCCAGUAUGGUCAAUGAUGCUCUGAGACUCUCAUCCGGCUCGUCGCUGCCAAAUCCCAACACUCCUUGGACCAGCGUCAGCGCUAGCAGUCAUAUCCCUAGUUCAUCGGCCUCCGUUUCCAAGCCAGGCCUUUCCAUAGAACAGCUUCUCGCGGAAACCGCAGAUCUCAACGCGCUACCGCCUCUUGACCCCGACCCAUCCAUUACUAAUGACGAUAUGAUGGUUGAUCUUUCGCUGUGGAAUGAUGUUCCCCUUGACCUGUCUGAUAUCAGCCAAUGGGGUGCAAUUUUUCACAAGAAUAGCAACUGGAAUCUAAACUUUUAA
This is a messenger RNA of Mycena indigotica, 2262 nucleotides long. RefSeq names its product Zn(2)-C6 fungal-type domain-containing protein. Gene Ontology annotation, molecular function: DNA binding; DNA-binding transcription factor activity, RNA polymerase II-specific; zinc ion binding. Gene Ontology annotation, biological process: DNA-templated transcription; regulation of DNA-templated transcription. The coding region runs from base 1 to 2262 and encodes 753 amino acids. The transcript has 16 exons. The record is from RefSeq and is a predicted model, not a curated record. Lineage: Eukaryota; Fungi; Basidiomycota; Agaricomycetes; Agaricales; Mycenaceae.